GAGGAGGAGCUGGUGGGGAAAGGAAAGUGAUUCGUCCUGGGCCUGGACUGCGCGGAGUCGGGCCGGUGGGCGUCUGGGCUAUGAGCCCUUGAGGGUCGCUCGGGACGCGGAGCGAGACGCCAGAGCCGAGAGGCAUGUCUCAGCCGCCGCCGCCGCCGCCGCCGCCGCCGCCGCCGCCGCCGCCUCCCCCGGAGGCCCCGCCGACCCCGCCGUCCCUGGCGGCCGCGGCCCCUCCGGGGGGGCUCUCGAAGCGGAGAGACCGGCGGAUCCUCUCUGGGAGCUGCCCGGACCCCAAGUGCCAGGCGCGCCUCUUCUUCCCGGCGUCCGGCUCCGUCAGCAUCGAGUGCACCGAGUGCGGGCAGCGGCACGAGCAGCGGCAGCUGCUGGGGGUGGAGGAGGUGACCGACCCGGACGUGGUGCUUCACAACCUGCUGCGGAACGCGCUGCUCGGCGUGACAGGCGCGCCCAAGAAGAACACGGAGCUGGUGAAGGUGAUGGGCCUUUCCAACUACCACUGCAAACUGCUGUCGCCCAUAUUAGCGCGCUACGGCAUGGAUAAGCAGACGGGCAGGGCGAAGCUGCUCCGGGACAUGAACCAGGGCGAGCUGUUCGACUGCGCCCUGCUGGGCGACCGCGCCUUCCUCAUCGAGCCGGAGCACGUCAACACGGUGGGCUAUGGCAAGGACCGCUCCGGGAGCCUCUUGUACCUGCACGACACUCUUGAGGACAUCAAGCGGGCCAAUAAGAGCCAGGAGUGCCUCAUCCCAGUCCAUGUGGACGGCGACGGACACUGCCUGGUGCACGCCGUGUCCCGCGCCCUCGUCGGCCGCGAGCUCUUCUGGCAUGCCUUGAGGGAGAACCUCAAACAGCACUUUCAGCAGCACCUGGCCCAGUAUCAGGCCCUGUUCCACGACUUCAUCGAUGCCGCCGAAUGGGAGGACAUUAUCAACGAGUGUGACCCUCUGUUCGUACCACCUGAGGGUGUGCCCUUGGGCCUGAGGAACAUCCACAUAUUUGGCCUCGCCAAUGUGUUACACCGCCCUAUCAUUCUGCUAGAUUCUCUCAGUGGCAUGAGAAGCUCUGGUGAUUACUCAGCCACCUUUCUGCCUGGGCUCAUCCCUGCGGAGAAGUGCACAGGGAGAGACGGUCAUUUGAACAAACCAAUCUGUAUUGCAUGGAGUAGCUCUGGUAGAAACCAUUAUAUCCCCUUGGUAGGCAUAAAAGGGGCUGCUCUGCCCAAAUUGCCUAUGAAUUUGCUGCCCAAAGCAUGGGGGGUGCCUCAGGACCUUAUUAAAAAGUACAUUAAACUUGAGGAGGAUGGUGGUUGUGUUAUUGGAGGAGACAGAAGUUUGCAGGAUAAAUACUUACUUAGGCUCGUGGCUGCUAUGGAAGAAGUCUUUAUGGACAAACACGGUAUCCAUCCUAGUUUGGUGGCCGAUGUCCAUCAGUAUUUCUACAGGAGGACUGGGGUGAUAGGAGUUCAGCCUGAAGAAGUUACAGCAGCUGCUAAAAAAGCAGUCAUGGAUAAUCGCCUUCACAAAUGUUUGCUCUGUGGUGCCCUUUCUGAACUUCAUGUUCCUCCAGAGUGGUUGGCUCCGGGAGGGAAACUGUAUAACCUGGCAAAAAGUACUCACGGACAGCUGAGGCCUGACAAAAAUUAUAGCUUUCCCUUGAACAAUUUAGUUUGCUCAUAUGAUUCGGUGAAAGAUGUUCUGGUACCAGACUAUGGCUUGAGUAACCUGACAGCUUGCAACUGGUGCCAUGGCACAUCUGUGCGAAGGGUCAGAGGAGAUGGGUCUAUUGUGUAUUUGGAUGGGGACAGAACUAAUUCUAGGUCCACUGGUGGCAAGUGUGGCUGUGGAUUCAAACAUUUUUGGGAUGGUAAAGAGUAUGACAAUCUACCAGAAGCUUUUCCUAUUACUUUGGAAUGGGGUGGAAGAGUCGUCAGAGAAACGGUAUAUUGGUUCCAGUAUGAAAGUGAUUCAUCCUUGAAUAGUAAUGUUUAUGAUGUUGCAAUGAAACUUGUCACCAAGCACUUUCCGGGUGAAUUUGGGAGUGAAAUCCUCGUUCAGAAAGUUGUCCAUACUAUAUUGCAUCAGACUGCCAAAAAGAAUCCUGACGAUUAUACUCCUGUAAAUAUAGAUGGUGCUCAUGCCCAAAGAGUUGCAGAUGUACAAGGACAAGAGGCAGAGUCUCAGCUCCCAACUAAAAUUAUUCUUACCGGACAGAAAACAAAAACUUUGCACAAGGAGGAGUUAAACAUGAGUAAAACUGAAAGAACUAUUCAACAGAAUAUUACGGAACAGGCUGCUGUAAUGCAGAAAAGGAAAACAGAGAAGUUAAAACAAGAACAAAAAGGGCAGCCCAGGACCGUUUCUCCUAGUACCAUUCGUGAUGGUCCGUCCUCUGCACCGGCUACCCCUACCAAGGCUCCCUAUUCACCCACCACUUCAAAGGAGAAGAAGAUCCGAAUAACAACUAAUGAUGGACGACAGUCCAUGGUUACACUGAAGUCUUCAACAACCUUUUUUGAACUUCAGGAAAGCAUAGCCAGAGAAUUUAACAUUCCUCCAUAUUUACAGUGUAUUCGAUAUGGCUUUCCUCCUAAAGAGUUAAUGCCACCCCAGGCUGGAAUGGAAAAGGAGCCAGUUCCUUUACAGCAUGGUGACAGAAUUACAAUAGAGAUUCUAAAAAGUAAAGCGGAAGGUGGUCAGUCUGCUGCAGCACACUCUGCCCACACUGUGAAACAAGAAGAGAUUGCUGUUACUGGUAAACUAUCUAAGGAACUUCAGGAGCAAGCUGACAAAGAAAUGUACUCCUUGUGUCUUUUAGCAACGUUAAUGGGAGAAGAUGUGUGGUCUUAUGCAAAGGGGCUUCCUCACAUGUUCCAGCAGGGUGGAGUGUUCUACAAUAUUAUGAAGAAAACCAUGGGCAUGGCUGAUGGCAAGCAUUGUACUUUUCCACAUCUGCCUGGCAAAACCUUUGUCUAUAAUGCUUCUGAAGAUAGACUGGAAUUGUGUGUGGAUGCCGCAGGACAUUUCCCCAUCGGUCCUGAUGUUGAAGAUUUAGUUAAAGAGGCUGUAAGUCAGGUUCGAGCAGAGGCCACUACAAGAAGCAGAGAAUCCAGUCCCUCACAUGGGCUAUUGAAACUAGGUAGUGGUGGUGUAGUGAAAAAGAAAUCCGAGCAGCUUCAUAAUGUAACUGCCUUUCAGGGAAAAGGGCAUUCUCUAGGAACUGCAUCCAGUAACCCACACCUUGACUCAAGAGCUAGGGAAGCCCCAGUUGUAAGGAAGCAUAACACAGGGACAGACUUUAGUAGUAGCUCCAUUAAAAUGGAGCCUCCAGUAUUUCCAGCUGCUCCUAGUAAUAGUGAGCUUAUUCGAAUAGCUCCUGGAGUAGUUACAAUGAGAGACAGCAGGCAGCUCGAUCCCGAUUUGGUUGAGGCCCAGCGAAAAAAAUUGCAGGAAAUGGUUUCUUCUAUCCAGGCUUCAAUGGACAAGCACUUGCGGGAUCAAAGUGCAGAGCAGUCACCAUCUGAUCUUCCUCAAAGGAAAGUAGAAGUUGUGAGUUCUUCCGUGAAGUCUGGGAGUCUUCAGACUGACUUACCUGAAUCUUUUUCCUUAACUGGUGGCACUGAAAAUCUGAAUAUAGGGACAACUGAUAGCUGUGUGGCAGAGGCACUGGGGGCAGCAUUGGUCACAAGGUCAAAAGCACAAAAGGGAAAUUCAGUGGAGGAGCCUGAAGAGAUGGAUAGCCAAGAUGCUGAGAUGACAAACGCAGCUGAGCCCAUGGAUCACUCUUGAUUUAAUUAGAGGCUAAUAGUAAAGGCAGAAUGUUUAUUGUGAAUAUGUAACAUUUGUCGGCUGGGCCACAUAACUUGAUUAGUCAUAAAAAAUCUUGUACGUAUAUAAUUCAAAGAUUAUAUCUUGUUAUUCAGUGCAUGACAGCAAGUGUGUGAUUGGCAAUAGCUUUUAAUAUACCGCUGCCCAGGCUGGCUCUGAAUUCCUAUAAAUUAGUUAUUAGAUCUGCUGAGAUGAGUUUUCCAUACACGUGGUUCAUUGGAAGUUUUUUGUAACUUUAAUUCCAUGAAAGUCUUAAUGGUUCAAACAUGAAAAUUCUCUUGCUAAAGUUUGAUUUCUGAAAAGGAUAGAACUGGGAGGUGGGGGAUGAGAUUUUGCUAAUGUUGAUGUCAUCAAGGUAACCAUUCCACAUAUUUAUUAGAGUGUCAAAAGGUUUAUGUAAAUUUGAAGGUUAUCUGAACUAAAUUGUAUCUUAAAAUCCAUAGAAGGAUUUAUUAGAUCCAGGGAUCCCGACAUUUCCGUGAACGUAAACACAUUCAUAGAGAUAUGUCUUCUUGGUGAAAAAUAUCUUGAGAAUAGAGUGUAAUGAUAUAACAUUUUGCUGAUUUAAGCAAGGCUGGGGGAAAAUACCUAUUCUAGAUGGAUAAAGUCAAUGUGAUUCAGUAAUGUUGCUGUCUGAGCCAACACAGCCAAUUGUGUGCUCUGUUGUUGAUAAUAUGUUAGUUACCAUUAUUUUUUUAAUCCUGGCCUGGUCAAGUACCACUGAAUUUUUUUUUUCUUUAAUCUUGCAGAAAAGUUGAUUGCAAAGUGUGGUAGAAAAUAUAAAAAUAAUGGUAGCAGUAGUUAAUCUCUAAUUUUCAGAGUUUGUCAGAUUCACAGAGAAUUUAUAUAUAAGAAUUUAUCUUUAUGAAUGAGUUACAUUGUUCUACAAUUUUGAUCAAUGGUAUUUAAGCUUGUAUAUGCUAAGUGUCUUUGAGCCCCUUUGAACCAAAAAUGUUUCCUUUUUUUCCGUAGCAUCCAUAAAAUAUAUUUGUUGGUUUCACUUGGAUUUGGAUGCAAAUUUUACUGCAUCAUACCCUGAUCAACUGGGCAUUUGCUUAAAUAGUGUAUUCAUCAAAUCUUUAGUGCCAGUUUCCUCAAAAAGCAGCUUUCAUGCUUAUUAUACCUUAAGGACAAAGAAUGUUUAUCCUGAGAUUGGUAUUGCACUAUUUUAUCCUAUUCUGCAAAUCUGUAUUCUGAAAUGUACAUUUCAAUCCAUCUUUUUCCUUUGUUCACUGAAAUUAAGUUGAAUUUGAAUGGAUGAAAGACAAAAUGUAUGUUAAUACAAUCUCUUAUCUAGAGCAUUCAAAGCCUGGCUGUCUCUGUUUGCAUAUGUAACAGAUGCAGAACUAUGUUUGCAGUCUAAGAAACUGUUCAUCAGAAAGUACAUUAUCAGGUGAUUCAAAAUGUCAACCUGUUGAUUCAUUAAGGAAUAUAUAUACAGUACUUUCACUUGUGUUUCCAAAGAAGAGAGGUUUUGGAUUUCUUUCUAUGAAAGUAUUUCUGACUUAAUCCACUUACUGAACUACUCCAUUUUGAAUAAGGAGAAAAUGGAGAACCUAGACAUUUUGCAAGUGAUAUCUGAGCAAGAUAUAUAUAUUUGGGUUAGUUUUAUCACAUUACAUUUUAAACCAUAUUUUAUCUCUGUUCUUCUAAAUUUAGUUUCAAUUGUCUUAAUAUCUAAAGAGCAGGAAAAUUUAGGACUUUUAUAUUGUGUGCUAGUUUUGCAUAAAGAACUGCAGCUACCAAAUAAUUAUUUAGUUAAUAUAGGUGGCUUCCGUGUAUUAAACUAAAAAUGACAACUACCACUAACCACUAUAAUAAUUUUUAGCUCUUUUAGCCACUGAAACUGACCUUUUCUUAUUAGUUUAAAUACAGGAAAACUGUUUAACAAGCAGAUGCACCGCUUCCAGGUAAAUGAUGUACUCACCUUUUCUUUAACAAAUAUUUUCCUCACCUGUGGCUUGGCAUGUUUAGUUAAUAACUGAGAAAUACACUCUCAUAGCAUAAAGUAAAAAUGUCAGAAAUAAAUUUUAUCAUCCUAUUAUAUUAAAUAUUUGCAUUUAGUCAAAUUAGAAUGCACCUGUGAACAUUAGAAGAAGGGCUUUAAACUCUGAUAACACUACUAAUUUCUCUUGCCACAGCAAUGCUAUUUAGAAGCUGGUUAGGUAUGAAUAUUAUAAUAAUACUGUGGGUUCUCCCUCGAUAAAGAAUAAAAGGCUUGAUUUUUGAGAAUGGUCAGGUUUUCUGAAAUUAUAUUAAAUCUGCUGAAAUUUGGAUGGAGUAAAUUAGUAGCUUUUGAGAAGUGGGCCAGAUAUCAUCUUCACAGAGAAGUUUUAGAACGAAUUUAAGUGCCUAAUUUUCAUCCUUUGUCCUUCCAUAUGGUUAUCAUAAUCAAAUACAUGACUGUAGAACUCUUAUUUUUUAGUACUGCCAUUUGGGAUCACCACAGCUUUGAAUUCCAGCUAGAGAUCAUAAACCGUUAAAAUGUCAUUUUUAGCCCUAGACGUAACAUAACUGUUAACUAUUUUUUUUAGCCCUAGAUGUAACAUAACCAUAACCCAAUCUUAUAAUUAAGUUCUGUUUGUGAUGUUUCACUGAAACUUGAAGUAGAAUUGUAAAUUUUUCUCUUCAGUAAUAACAUUUUAUAGGUAGUCAUACCAAGUUUGAAUUGAUGACCAAAAGUCCAAGUAGAGUUGAAGAUGGUGUGUGUUUAUAAUGAGAAACUGGUUGAUAUUGAAGAAGACAAGACACUGCCAUAUAUUAUGAACUAGAAUAUAAUGAACUCUAAGGGAAUGGUUACUCAGGAACUAGUUAAAAAGUAAGCCCAAGGUCUGUCUAUUUUUUCUUCUUUCACUGUGUUUCAAGUAUUUUAUUGGAAAAUUUAGGAUGAAGACCUGAGAAAUUCAGCAAAUGCUAUUGACUGUGAAUUUUGCUUUAUAUCUUCUGACGAUUUUUAGUUUGGUUUUUACAGUCAAGCCUACUGCUUGCAAUUAAGACAUCAAUCUGAAAUGCAUCUGUGAAUCCCAGCCACAGGUCCUUAUUGCCAUUCUUUUUAAGUAUCUAACUUGAUUUGAAAUGAGCAGACUUUUGUGUAUGGUCUUUUACCUCAGGGAAGAUCACUUGCUAGCAACUCAUAUAUUACUAAUGACAGGUUUUUGAGAAUUGUACUGAUAACACAUGUUUGCUACUAAAUGCAAAAUGUAUAACAGUAUUACUUUGUGGAGUUGCCUACUAAUACUGGCUGCUAGUGAACAUUUCCUUAAAAAUUUAGAACUCACUAAUGACUAAUCUUUAGGUAGGAAGUAAACUCGCUUCUGUCAUUAAUUAUGCUUUGGUCAAUAUAGUGACAAUAUCUAAUACGGUGUUUAUUUCAAAAUAUCAGUACAGUUUUGUCUUCAUUUUUUUCAAUAGGAAUUCCAGUUGGCCCACACUUAAAAUACUGCAGAGUAGACUUUGAGAGUUUCAUGGUUUCCAAAACAAGAUCUCCAUAUUAAGAUUUUCCUAAAGGCCUUUGCAAAGUUGAAUCAAACUGCACUCCACAGAAAUUUAAAAUGACCAUCAUAGCAGUAGUGAGAUACAUACUCUACAUAAGUAGGGUAGAUAUAUCCUACAGUUCAAGGUUAUCAUAUAAUUUAACAAAAUUGUACAUUCUCAAGGCUCUUCACAAUAUAAGAAAUUAAUUUCUAAACCAGAACUGUUCAGUUGAAAACAUACCACAGUAGAAUGUUUACUUAAGAAAUAAAAUUAACAGAGCGGAGCUAUUGUAAGAUUUAUAGUUAAUUGUAAGUUCUGCCAUUCUUAAUAAUUCUUUGAGAUACUGUGUUUCAAUUCAUAUUUAAUGAUAAUUAAAUCGUGGGAAUUUUAACGUUUGUUCCAAAAUAGAAGAAAUUGUAAAAAUUGUGAAUUAUUGGAGAAAAUGCCAUUACUUGUAUAUCUGACAUUUAAUUUUUUAAAUUAUGGAGUCUACAUGCUUUUGUAGUAUAAUACUAAUAUGAUGAUUAUUCUCUUGUAAAAGAAAAGGAAAAUUAGUAAAAAAAAAAAGUUUUAGUCGAUAUUAUCUGCUUGUGAGUAUCAAUUACUUAGUAUUUAAAAUUUGAAGGUAUUGCAUAUUUUUUCUUUAGAAUGCACAAGUCCCUGAGCCUUUUAUGCCUAUGAUAAGGCAAUAAAAGACUGAAAAGG
Molecule: messenger RNA, 8021 nt
Organism: Hyaena hyaena (striped hyena)
Lineage: Eukaryota; Metazoa; Chordata; Mammalia; Carnivora; Hyaenidae
Gene: VCPIP1
Product: valosin containing protein interacting protein 1
Exons: 3
Coding region: 135-3803 (1222 amino acids)
Biological process (GO): Golgi reassembly; protein K48-linked deubiquitination; protein ubiquitination
Molecular function (GO): cysteine-type deubiquitinase activity
Source: RefSeq, a predicted model, not a curated record